UGAGCGGGACAGCCCGGGGAGGGGAUAGGCAGCAGGUCUUGCUGGGGAAGGGGAGGCAGGAGGAGGCUCCUAUUGUCAACUGGGAAGAAAGUUCAUUGUUGGGAGGGAGAGAGAGAACUUUUCAAAUGCGAUUUGCCUUCUGCUUGGGGCUUGUGGGCCGGUGCUGCCUGAGGAAGGCUUGUUCUGAGCCGGAGUCUAUGGCAUGCGUGCUGAGGAACAUCUGCCUGGAUUCAACGCUAUGAAGAAAAGUCAUUUUAUCUGAGACCCGCAAAUUGACACAAAUGUACAGGCCAGCCGACCCUAUGAAAAGCCGUCUUAAAAUGCAGGUGUCAUCGAGACUGAGAAGUGUGGAGGUGGCAAGGGGAAGAACAGGAUAUGGUUUCACUCUCUCCGGACAGUCCCCAUGUGUGAUAAGUAGUGUCAUCAAGGAAAGUCCAGCUGAGUUUGUUGGGCUGAAACCAGGAGACCAGAUAUGUGCCGUCAAUGAGAUCAACGUUAAGAAUGCAUCGCAUGAAGACGUGGUGAAACUGAUAGGGAAAUGUUCAGGCGUUUUGCAUAUGGUGAUUGCUGAGGUAAUACGUCACAUAGACUCAUGUUCCAGUGAUGAGGAACUUGCCUUCUAUGAAGGGAAAACUUGUCUGAAGCCAAGACCUGAUUCAAAAGCUUUGGGCAUCAAUAGAGCCAAGAGGGUUGUCGAGGAAAUGCAGUCUGGGGGAAUUUUUAACAUGAUUUUUGAAAAGCCUUCAUCUAAUGCUGCAAAAGGUGAUAAUCACGCACCAAAACAGAGGUCCAGAUCUAUGUCUGCUUCUCAUUAUGAAACGAGACGGGAAAAGGCGAAUAAAGUGGAUGUGCUCUCAAAGGAGGAGAUAUCAAAGGUGCUGAGCAAUGACUGUCUUUUCUCGAAUGGCACAGACAAUAUGGAGGAUUUUGAGCUUGACGCAAGUAUUCUAAAUGUUGGGAUGGUCGUUGGCUACCUCGGCUCCAUUGAACUCCCUUCUACGAGCUCAAAUCUUGAGUAUGACAGUUUGCAGGCCAUCCGUGGGUGCAUGAGGAGGCUGAGGGCUGAACAGAAAAUACAUUCACUGGUGCUGAUGAAGAUAAUGCAUGACAGCAUCCAGUUGUGCACUGAUAAGAAUGGCGCAAUAGCUGUUUAUCCUGCUGAAAAGCUAGCAUUUAGCGCUGUUUGUCCUGAUGACAGAAGGUUUUUUGGCCUUGUCACCAUGCAAAGCCCUGACGAUCAAAGCCUGGCCGAAGAAGAAGGGGUUUUGAGAACAUCGUGCCACGUAUUUAUGGUAGACCCUGAACUGUUCCAUCACAAAAUACAUCAAGGGAUAUCCCGCAGAUUUGGAUUUGAAUGUACCCCAGAUCCAGACACCAAUGGAUGCCUAGAGUUCCCAACCUCGUCUUUGCCUGUGCUGCAGUUUAUCUCUGUGCUGUAUAGAGACAUGGGGGAGCUGAUUGAAGGAAUGAGAGCGAGGGCUUUUCUGGAUAAUGAUGCAGAUGCCCAUCAGAAUAACAGCACCAGCAGUAACAGUGACAGCGGCAUUGGGAAUUUCAACCAAGAAGAGAAGCCCAAUCGAGUGUUAGUUGUCGAUUUAGGAAGUGCACCGAGCAAGCACAACCCACAUGCACUACGGGAGGCUGCUGGAGGAAGAGCACAAAGCCAUCAGGCUGCUCUGCACUGGAAUGGUUACCCUAAUGAAGAAGAAGGACAUUUUUCUUUACAAGGAGCUCACGCUGAUAAGCAGCAAAAUUUUAAGAAGCAUUUAGGCCCAUCAGCCCGUAUUGAAGUUCCAGUGGUUCCAACAAGAGGCCCAGUACCGCCAUCAAAGAAAGCAACUACUUUGGAUGGAGGGGGUCAGAGGUGGUUGCCUGUGCAUGUGAUACGGGACUGGCAACACGGAAAUAUCAGUGAUCAGGAGUCUUACGCAGACUCCACAGAUGGAUGGUCUAGUAUUAACUGUGGUACCCUUCCUCCUCCAAUGAGCAAAAUUCCAGCUGACAGAUACCGGGUGGAAGGAAAUUUUGGGCAGCCUCAGCCUGUAACUCGCAAAGUUGAAAGUUGGACUAAAAAAGUGUUUGAUGUACAUAAUAAAUUCGGAGCUUCACAUAACUCUGCCAGAGCCAGAGAGGAUAGAAAGAGCUCAAAGCCUUCCCACUUGGUUCAAGCCCCACAGCGCUCUUCUGGUAGAAGGUCGUUUGGAAGAUCUAAAAGGUUCAGCAUCACUCGAUCCCUGGAUGACCUUGAGGCUGCCACAGUCUCGGAUGGAGAGCUGAAUAGCACUGACCUGAAGGGAUGCAUCAGUGAGAACAGCCUGAGCAGCAAUGCCAGCCUUCCAAGUGUGCAGAGCUGCAGGAGGCUGGGGGAGCGCAGAGUCGCAAGCUGGGCCGUGUCAUUUGAACGCCUAUUACAAGAUCCUGUUGGUGUCCGGUACUUCACGGAAUUUUUAAAGAAAGAAUUUAGCGAAGAAAACAUAUUGUUCUGGCAGUCGUGUGAAUAUUUCAGCCGCAUUCCCAUCCAUGACAAGAAUGAGCUCUCCUACAGAGCCCGGGAAAUCUUCAACAAGUUCCUGAGCAGCAAGGCAACAACUCCAGUUAACAUUGAUAGCCAAGCGCACUUGGCCGACGAUGUGCUCAAUGCUCCUCACCCGGAUAUGUUUAAAGAGCAGCAACUCCAGAUAUUUAAUCUGAUGAAGUUUGACAGCUACACGAGGUUUCUGAAGUCCCACCUGUACCAGGAAUGUAUGUUGGCAGAAGUUGAGGGUCGGUCACUCCCAGAUCCCCAGGAGGUUCCCAGCAGCCCCACGUCGAAGCACAGCAUCAGCUCGGAACGAUCCAACAUCUCUACCCCGAAAAAGCAGCAGCUGAGUAAGAAAAACCGUUCCGGAAGAUCCCUCAACGAAGAGUCCGGAGGUGAAGACGAUAACGAAAGGAAGAAGAAAGGGGCAUUCUUUUCUUGGUCCAGAAGUAAAAGCAUUGGCAAGUCACAGAAGAAAAGAGAGAAUGGGGAAAUUUCCGCAGCAGAUUGCUCCCAUAUCAACGGAGGGAACAGCAGGAGGCGAGGAUCGCAGGGCUCUGUGUCCUCCUCAGCGAGUCUUGAGCUGAUUAACUGCGGCACUAAUGGAAAUGCACUCGAGUUUGAGUCUUCGCGAGUGUCUUCCCUGCAUGAGAAAGAGAAGGUCUCCAAGCAGUGUUACAUCAGUCUUCCGGACGGUUCAUCCUGUGCCAUGGUUGUUAAAUCUGGGCUCUCCAUUAAGGAUAUGCUAAGUGGGCUGUGUGACAAACACGGAUUCAACAUCGCUGCUGUCGAUCUUUUCUUAAUUGGCGGAAAUAAGCCCCUUGUGUUGAGUCAGGACAGCAGUAUUCUAGAAUCUCGGGAUCUCAGAAUAGAAAAGCGGACUUUAUUUCGGUUGGAUCUUGUUCCAAUCAACAGAUCCGUGGGUCUCAAAGCUAAGCCUACCAAGCCUGUGACAGAGGUUCUGCGGCCUGUGGUCGCUAAAUACGGACUGAAUCUUACUGAACUGGUAGCAAGGCUUAGCGGGGAGCAUGAACCCCUUGACUUGGGCCUUCCCAUCUCCAAUCUGGAUGGCCAACGUGUGGUUUUAGAAGAAAAGGAAAACCUCAGAGGGAAAGAGAAGCAGAAGGCACCCGUGUUAAAACCCAGCCCCACGGUGAUAAGCGGACCCAGAAGUCCCUCAUCAGCGGGAGAGGACAGGCCCCUGGUAAAGUCUGCCUCUAUCAGACUGAAAAGGGAAAACGGCAAAGGUUCCAGAGACGCUCGACUGCUGAAUAAAGACGAGCCCGUUGUACGGCCGGGUAGAAGAAGACAGCAAAAAAUCAAUUUGGAUGAAGCGGAAGCAUUCUUUGAAAUGAUUUCAAAAGCCCAGAGUAACAGAGCAGAAGACCAGCGUGGUCUCCUACGUAAAGAAGACUUGGUCCUUCCAGACUUUCUGCGUUUGACUCCGUCUGAAUCUGUCUCCUCGACACCAGCCGGUUCGAAUUCCAAUAACAAAAGGCCUGGAAGGAGAGAUAGCGGAGAUAGGGCAGCUCCUUCUUCCCGUGCCAUGAACGGUACAAGGCAAGAGACCCCACCCAAGUGCACCGACAGACCGCUGAAAUCAGGUGGUUUGGACAGGAGAGACAAGCCGGACUUUUUGCAAGCCGGCAGCCGGAAACCUUACGUCCCCUUUAAUGCACCUCUGUCACCAAUACCACAUGUACAAGAGCGGAACAAGCCCGGCAAGGAGAGACACUCCAGAGACUUGCCCUUGGACAAUAUACAGACCAUAGAGGAUGAGAAUGUGGCAGAUCUGACACUAGUGGCUGAAGGGGACAUUAGCAGCCCCAACAGCACCUUACUGCCACCUCCGCCAAGUCCGCCUUGUGAUCUGAGUAAGCUAUCCGAGGCCAACUUUUCGCCCCCACCUUCAUUUAUGGGUAGCCAGGAUAACUCUGGAUAUCAGAGAUCAGGUAUUUCUAGAUUUUAAUCUCUCUCUUUAGAUCUCGUGUGUUUCAUGAUUUUUUUUUUUUUUUUUUUUGCUUCGAAGAUUUUUAAAGCCAAUGGUUGCACUUUAAAAAAAAAAAAGAAAAAGAAAAUGCAGAAUUGCACAUUUUUUUUUAAAACAAAAUUCACAUUUUUAUUUUUCUAAACUUUAAAUGUAUAUCGGAUGAAUUCCAUAACACUACUGCAGAACAGUAGGCAUGGCGGGAUACGCCGACUACGGACGUGCCAAAUCUGCCCACAUCCUAUUUAUUGUCACGUGUCAGAUACUCCACAUGCAACUCUGAGACAGAGAAAUCUUUUCUGCCCAAUCACAGGAUUAUUGGGGUUCCAUAGUGGGGAAUAUCCCAUAGCAGAGGACAAAUAGGCUAAUGUGGCCGAUUUUCUCUUGGGGGGUGUGGCCUAUCUGCUUCCAUAAAGGAUAGGAGAUGGCAGUUUUAUGUAUUUUUAACUCUUUUUAAAACACAAAUAUUCCCUAUUUAUUGGCAGGGUUUAUCUGCCCUUUACUGUGCCUUCAAUACAAACAAAGUAUAAGGCUCUAGUUUUUAGUGUAAUGUUUUUAAGUUGUGGCUCCCAGCAUUCCAUUUUCAACCAGCGACUGUGGGGGAACUGUAGUUUCACAACCUCUAUAUAAUAGCAUUUAUGCACUGGAGCUACAGCUCACUCCAUAGACUUCAGUAGUGCAGUUGAUCUGCCCUUGACCACUAGAAGACGCUAUUGCUUAGAUGUCUAAGGAGAAUAUGGCAGCCCCACAUAUAAGUAGAAAUGCAUUGUGGGUACAGUAAACAAUGCCCUUUUGUUUCCUAGAAAUAAAUAGAAGGCAAACCGCUCCAAGUGCGACAUUAGCCCCCGGAAAGGUUACCUUGGCUCCAGUGUCGCAAGAAUAAAACCCUAUUAUUUAACCUGCUAUUAAUCUCCACAUUUGACAUGAGAGGGUUAUCUUUCCCUUUGAAACCAGCUGUACUUUAGCAUUUGUGUUCAUACAUCGGAUGGAGUUGCGCCUUGCCGGCGCAGUUCCAGUGUAGCCCCCUUCCCCGUGUAAAUAGGCAAAUGCGACUGUAUUUUAUUUGGUAUCGGUAGUGUACAUGGACCCUUUUAUUUCAUGGUAUUUUUUAGAAGAUGGUGAAAAUCGGUACAAAUGAAAAAAAAACAAGUUGUAAAUAUAUAAAAUAUUCCUGUCUAGUUGAUAUUUUUGUAAGCAGACGCCAUAGACUUCAUUUCUGAUUAUUUUCAUGGCUCAGGCAAUAGUGAUAUGUAUUAUACUGUACAGGACAGUGAUGGGCGUAUGGGCUGAGCAGCAACUCCCACAAUCCUCUCUGGGGUUUGGUGCUCGGUUACAUUUGCCAUGAAUUACAUAGGACAAAGAUGUUUUUGGUAGAAGCAAAAAAAGAAGUGUUUGUAGCAUGCCUUGUGUGUUCCAAUGUGCUUGUGUAGGAACGGAUUUCCGCUAAGGUGCCUUAAAGGUAUUCCAGCAUUGCUGUCCAUCAGGUCCCCUAGUAUCAUACAUAGCACAGCCCUCGGGCUGGAAAUGACACUUGGUACGUUCCUACGGUCAUUUAUACCCAUGUGCGAGAUGUGGUACAUUCCUAGAGGAGGGGCCUAUAUUGGUGGCUAAGGAUGCAGCUAUGAUAUGGCCAAUAUCUGUGCCACUAAUCUAAGUAAAGGGCCUCUGCUGGGCUAACGGCCAAGGUACAGGCACCCCUCUAUGAACCCACCGCCCCAAAUAUCCUUGCAAAUUAUCACUUUUUUUUGUUUAUUGAACCAACCAACUGGCUGGAAUCGCUGUCCUUCAUUUUCUUGAUUGAUUUAGUCACCACAGCCUGAAUUUGCACUGUUGAAUGCCUUUAAGAGCUCCCAGCAAAUCCGUGACAAUGAAAUGAUCCUAUGCAAAGUGAACCGUGUCCGGCUUCUUACGAAAAUCCUACGUAGCGCAUAAUCCCGGCCAGUGCUGUGGGCAAGUGCUUAAUAACAUGUAAAGGUGGCUUAUGUUGCUUCAUAUACAGAUAGGCCUCAGGUUCUUGAGUCAGAACAUGGCGACAUCAUUGGCAUUAGCAUUAGAGUUCCCUCCUUCCUCAGCUACUGGCCAGCCCAGUCUGAUGAUGAUGAUGAUAUAGCGCCAUAGCUCACCCCAUUGAUGCGCCCUGUUUAGAUAAGAACUUGCAGCUCAUCCCAGACUGUUGAAGGAUCAAUAGAGGUUUGGCCUCCCACAGCCUCUGCCGAACACUGGGGCAGCGAGGACAAGGCCGCUGUGGGCGAGACAGUGUCAGUAUAAGGGAUAGCUGUGAGCUAGAGAAUCCAUACUGAUGUAAUGAAGCCAUACACUUGCCCUUGGCCGCAGCACAGGCCUGCAUUGUGCCUCAUUCCGAUUUGAUUUAUCUCUGCAUGCCACUUUCUCUCUCAGUUCUGCGAAGUGAUCAGACGCAGUGCAUGUAAAUACAGCGCCGCUGAGCCGAUCCUUUCCGCUUAAUAGGUCUCCUGAUUGUAGCCAAUUUGUGUGCAUUUUGUAUCUGUUCUUUCAAAAUGUAAUAAACACUGCCCCAUGCAUUGGGCUUCAUCCAU
This is a messenger RNA of Xenopus tropicalis (tropical clawed frog), 7060 nucleotides long. It is a transcript of the gene rgs12, whose product is annotated as regulator of G-protein signaling 12. Bases 282 to 4487 code for a protein of 1401 amino acids. Gene Ontology annotation, biological process: signal transduction. The record is from RefSeq and is a predicted model, not a curated record. NCBI's taxonomy places the organism in Eukaryota, Metazoa, Chordata, Amphibia, Anura, Pipidae. Gene Ontology annotation, molecular function: GTPase activator activity; GTPase regulator activity. Gene Ontology annotation, cellular component: cytoplasm. The transcript has 17 exons.